GGGCAUGACCUCAGAAAGAACAAGGGUUACAUUCCAAAAUCUCUAAAAAUAUGACAUCUCCAGUUCUUUGAUUGGACAGCACGUUCAGAUACAAACAAGUGUCUACACUGAAAAUUCAUUCAUCAACUCGGGAUUGAUAUUCUACCUGAUACAUCGACCGCAGGGAGGAAACUACGUCAUUUGACGCCGAACUGAUAACUGAAUUAUUUUAUUGGUGAUAACAAGGACGAAGUAUGCCAAAAGGUUAUACAAACAAAUAUUUCGUCUGACCGUUGCACCGGCUACAAUGAACGAGCAUGAAAAAGUUCAGGUGCGUUUACCUCUUGUUCUUUUUUUUUUUUUUUUUUUUUUUUUGUAAGAGAAAACAAACCUCUUUCACAAAAGGAGACAUAUAUUACGUAAGGCGUUCUCAAUUGAUCAUGCAGACUUUCUUUCAUGCUGACCAUUCUAGAAUCACCUUGUGAGAGAACAUUAUGUUCCUCUCAUCGCGCGCCUAGCAUUUAUGGUUUGGACUAGAAACGUAUUGUCUACCAAUGUCAGGAAAAGGAAAAUUGGUUUACUCGAGUCUGUCUCGUACUGCCAUUCAUAGAGCAUUCAGAAAAUAGAAAAACAAAAUCAUACGCGUCAUUGACUGGCAAUAUCGCGUGGGAUGAAGUUUGAUCGGUGUGAAAUCAUGAAUCAAACGUCUGCUGUGGCAACUGCAACACCCCUGCCCCAUACAUAUAUUAUCCUGGGCCGUCCUUAAUCCGCUGUCAUUCAGCUACAAAUCAAUCAUUCAAAUAAAAUUACAUAUAUAAAUGCUUCAAUCCUUGAAAACACUUAGUUUGAAAAUAUUUUCUAACUAUUAUUAAACUCAAUAUAUAUAUGCACAUAUAUAUUGUGUUAAACUGUAACGAGGUGUUGUAUACAAUAUUUCUUUUAUAGAGAAGACCUUUGAAUGAAAGUAUGAAGGGGACAUUAGGAACUUUAAUUCUUGUCUACUGGAUGUGCUGCGCAUUUUCAUUACCACUGCAUUAUUUGAUCAAACGAAAUGUUUCACAUACAAAGAGAAAUUCAGAUUUUUUUGACGUUCUCGCAGACAACAUAUUUGAUAGUACUGCAAGGGGUCGACGAAGAAUUACACGAGAAGAUAUAACUGAAUAUUACAAACAAGAAUGGCAAUAUGAUGAAUAUAGAGCCUCUGAAAUCAGCCUGAGGUAUAUGGAAUGGGGUGACACGAAUGGCGACCAACAACUCACAAGAGAAGAACUGAAGAUAGCACUUCGGAACCAUGGUCCUGAUAUAUAAACAAGGUUCCACAUAACCAUUCCCUUUGGUUUUUGAUGUGUUCAUUUUGUUGGUGAUGUCACCGUUGCGUCAGUUCAUAGUCCUUGUCACGUGACACUCGUCAUCGUGUUCUCGCCACGCCCGUAAAGCUCUUCUUUUGUUUUUGCAUCGCAAUCUCGAUGAUUACUCCAUUUAGCAAAGUGGGCAGAGUGAUUUGAGGUGAAUUGUUUGUGAUAAGCGUACCUUUGAAUUGUCAGUUGCAGCAUUUGUCGCUCACGGUGGAACAUCUACCAAGAUAUGUGGAAGCGUAAUGCAAUACUGCAAUGAUUAAUAACCGUAGAAUAACAUCGAUAUAUCAUGCCAUUUAUAUGUUAAUAUCAUGUAUUGAUCAACGUACGGCAUUUUGUAUCAUUUUCAUUUUUUUUAAAUUCUUAGUAUGAUAUCCGUUAUUUGUUAGAAAUCUGUCGAUUUGUUUUUAUUUGUCCGACAGUAGAUCAUUCUUGUGGUAAUCGAACAUAUUUACCUUUUCAAACAUACAGAGAUACCUAGUUCAGCUUGGACAUUAACUCCAGUUAUUUGUUAUUAUUUUUGUUUCACUUGAGUUGAAGUGACGUCAUGUUAUGUUGUUAUAUAUUACAUCUGACACGUCGUCUAAACUGGACGAUGAGAAAUGUAUUUUUACUUGGCUAAACGAUCAUUGUUUUGCAGGUACACUAAUUUAUUUUAUACCUAUGGCCGUUGUUUGUGCCCUUCCAUGUCAUCCAAAAUCACAUAUAUCCAUUACUUAUGUCUCGCUUAAGAGGUUGUGGUUUUGUUCGUGAGGCAUUCUUCAAGUGCUCAAAAUUUCCAUGUUUUCAUAUCUAAAUAUAUAUUUUUUCAAACAUUGUUUCUUUUGCUUUAAUGAAUGAUUCCAAUAAAUACUAUAAACCCAA
Molecule: messenger RNA, 2198 nt
Organism: Ostrea edulis (European flat oyster)
Lineage: Eukaryota; Metazoa; Mollusca; Bivalvia; Ostreida; Ostreidae
Exons: 3
Coding region: 946-1287 (113 amino acids)
Molecular function (GO): calcium ion binding
Source: RefSeq, a predicted model, not a curated record